UGCGUUUUGUGUCUGUCUGCCGCCUUUUCGUGCUGUGUUUCGUCGGCUGGUUACUGAGCAUUUCUGCACUUUUUGGAAGACGACAACCAACAUCAUUCAGCCAACAAGAUACACUGUUUCUGCUAUGUAGUAAUAUUUUGUAGCUGUUAUCCAUAUUGAAAGUAAUCAAAAUGGCUAAUUCGGAACUGAAGUCAUUAUUUCAUUUAAAGAGGCUGCCAUCUGGUCUGCCGCUGCUGCUCUGCCUGCUGUACACACCGCUGGGACUAUGUCUGCUGGUGGUGCGGUUCUUCAUCAGUGCCCAGGCCCUGCUGGCCUUCACUGUGCUCCAUUCAGACAGCCCACUGCGCAGCUUUGUGGUACGAGUCAUGUCUGCGGUGCUGGGAGUGGUGGUUCGCACCGAUCCUGACCACCGGCCGGACGGACGGCCGCGCCUGCUGCUGGCCAACAGUGUCUCCUGUCUGGACCCGCUGGCGCUCCAGCUGGCCACCUCAUGCGACUCGGGCUGUGCGGCCGGCACCUGGUCAGUGGUGCAGUACGCCCUCCGUCAGCGGGUGCUCGCUAGUCCGGAGGCUGUACAGCAGUUCCUGGCCGCAGAGGGCCGCUCGCUGCUGCUCCAGCCGGAGGGCGCCAACACCAGCGGACGCGCCGGACUGCUCAAGUUCUCGCCACAGAACGUGCCGACCACGCUGGAGGUGCAGCCGGUGGCGAUCCGCGCCCAGCGGCUGCCGCUGGCCGACGUCAGCGUCAGCACCCUGACGUCAUCGGCGCUCUCCGACCUGCUCUACUUCCUGUUCGUGCCGGGCACCCUGUUCACCGUCAGUUUUCUGAAGCCAAUUAAGAUGGAAGAGGGAGAAGCGAUUGCAGAAUUUUUGGAACGCGUCCGACUGGCAAUAGCACUUCAUUUGAAAAUAACGCCUACCAAGUUUUCUGCAGGCGAUAAAGCAGAGCUGGUGAAGCGCGAGACGUUUGUGGCGGCGCCGCGGCCUCCCCGGCCGGCCGGUGUCGGCGCUGAGCUGCAGAGGAUGGCCGGCCAGGUGAAGGAGGUGCUGCCCCGCGUGCCCCUGGCCACCAUCAUGACUGACCUCAAGCGGACCCGCAGCGUGGACCAGACGAUCGCCAACCUGCUGGAGGGUGUGGUGCGGUACGUACCGGAGCCGGCAGCCGCCGCCGCUGCCGGCCCGGCCGCCGGCGCCGCAGAGGGGCCGGCCGGCGCGCCGCUGCGGCCCGGCGCCACCGACCUGCACACGGGCGCCGAUACGUUCUCCCGUACCUCGGCUGGCCGACAGCUGUCGUUUGAGGAGCGCAAACGGCGCCUGCUCGAGAACGCUCGGCGGCGCUACAUCGAGCGACACGGCCUCAAGGUGCCGGGCUACAACUGCUGACGGCGGCUCGGCUGCUGACGACUGCUGAUCGCUGCUGAGCCUGCUGAUAACUGCAGACGGUGAUGUACCCUUACCCGACGGGUCACUGGGGCGGGCCACCGCCACGCUAACUCAUACCCGCCCCCUGUCUGGCCGACCUUCCGUCGAGACAGACGGCUGCAGCCGUGUCGGCUGCUGAGAUCUGUACAUUACAGUGUCCCAAAAUUUGCUAGUUUGGGUGGGAAAUGACAGCCAAAUCAAAAUAAUUUUCCACUCUCACCUACAACUUUCCAGAGCAAUUUUUCACUCCCUAUUUUACCAAAAAAGAGCAUCUGCGGGUACCUUUUACCUCCCUUCAUUUUCGAUUCAAUUAUCUUAUAAAGCAGCUCCCACAUCCUUCAACAUUCACAAACACAUUGUUGAUUCCUGUUUUCCGCUCUCUUUUUGUGUCUUUUUGACUGGCAUUUUUCCACUCUCAGCCCUCGUUCUAGUGACAAAUAUUCCCCUCCGACACCCAAGCCGAAAUAUAAUUUUGGGACACUGGUACAUUACAUGUACCGCCAACCGGGGAGCUGGGGCCCUGUCCCGGGAAUCUGAGCAAUUAUGACGGAGCUGGCGUAGCUGGCUUCCCAUACUGACAUGAAUACUGCUGCUACGUCGUGAGCUUGUUUGUUAGAGCGUCAGUCUCUGGUGUAAGACCCACUCCGGACUGCCCGAAUGAGAUAGCGAGCAGCUCGCUAGUACCGUACCGAAUAUGUAUUUUCUGGCAGUGAUUCCUGAACGUGAGAUCGUGGUUGUGUGUCCCACGGUUGUCAGGCGCCAGGCUGUCGGGUCGUCGUUGAGUUGACAGGUGUGUGGUUGGUACUUAGUCUGGGUGGGAUGGUUCAGUGGGGUGAGGUGGCUGGCUGGUCUCUGGUCCGCGCUGGACCGCUUGGUCUGCGGUCCGUGCUCGACUGCCCGGCUCCUGUUUAGGUCCCGUCUUGCCGCCGGUUACGUCCGCUGCUGGUGGCGUCUGAACCCCGCUGUCGAGUCCGUCUCCAGAAUCGACCGCCAACGCUGGCACGGAUUUUUGGUACGGAAUGUCAAACAAUUAUGACUUAAUAUAAUUAAACCAUG
Amphibalanus amphitrite is the source of this 2477-nucleotide messenger RNA. RefSeq names its product lipid droplet-regulating VLDL assembly factor AUP1-like. Gene Ontology annotation, molecular function: ubiquitin binding. Bases 171 to 1382 code for a protein of 403 amino acids. NCBI's taxonomy places the organism in Eukaryota, Metazoa, Arthropoda, Thecostraca, Balanomorpha, Balanidae. The record is from RefSeq and is a predicted model, not a curated record. Gene Ontology annotation, cellular component: membrane. The transcript is spliced from 9 exons.